AUGGCCCUGCAAGGAGGUGGUGCGUCUGCGGCGUCAGCUCGCUCGCAGAUACAGAGUCGAUCGCAGAGCUCGUCCAACUGGCGCCAAAAGGAAGCAUCACCACCACCAGCUGUGAAAGACGACUCGACGUCCGUUGAUCGGUCAAGAUGGAAGAAUACUGGUCUUGGUGGCCGCCAUCGAGACGUCGAACAGGGGAAUAUCCGUGGCUUUCAUGGCUGGGAUGUGGUUCCCGGUCAAGCGUCAAAGGCGCCUGGCUCUCGCUACCAUGAAUCACCCCCUACGGCAUCAUCGUCUUCACCUUACAGGCCGCCCGCUCACCCGGCCAUCAUCGAGAGGAGGAGGCUCUACAUCGGUAAUAUGCCGUACAUGGCCAAGAAGGAAGACGUUGUCGCGCUGUUCAACGACACAGGCGGCCAGCCCGAGGUCCCCUAUAAGAUAGAACGUAUUGAUAUCUCAAUUGAUCCCUUCACUGGCCGGAACCCGUCAUACUGCUUCGUUGACCUCGAGACUGCAGACCAGGCAGAGCGUGCCAUGACUCAAUUAAACGGUAAGCUUCUGCUCGGUCGUCCGGUAAGGGUCAAGCCAGGCGUCCCCAGGUCAGACCAGCAUCUACCGCUUGGCCGUCGUGAUCCGGACUCGACAGACCCCAAGAAACAAGACUUCGUAUACCCUCAGAAGUUUGCCUUUGAACGUUGGACCCGGGACGAUGCAUCAAGUCAUUGGUACGGCUACGCGGCCGGGGGACGGCGUCUGUUCGUAGGUGGCCUGCCGAGGAUGCGCGACCAGGCCACGGUCGACUAUGAGAUACGCAAGGUCUUUUACGGGUUUAACAUUAAAGUUAUAAUAUCUAACCGGGGCAAUCUCCCCCUUUCAGGAAGUCAAUAUUACUAUCUCUUCGUCGACCUGGAGUCUGCCGAAGAAGCUAACAAGGCGCUGAAAACCCUUGAUGGUGUCAGCGCCAUUUACGGCAACCGCCUGCACAUGAAGAAGGCGAGAGGUGAUUCUCGUAAGCCUUCCGAACGAGACCGCUGGCGAGAGAAGAAUGAGAAAAAGGAAGAGACCCAGAAGGAAGCUGAGCAGGCUCAUCUUCUCGACGCCCCUAUCGACGCUGAUGGAAUCCCCCAGUCACUUGUAUAA
Microsporum canis CBS 113480 is the source of this 1137-nucleotide messenger RNA. RefSeq lists its product as hypothetical. Bases 1 to 1137 code for a protein of 378 amino acids. The transcript has 3 exons. Gene Ontology annotation, molecular function: RNA binding. The record is from RefSeq and is a predicted model, not a curated record. Lineage: Eukaryota; Fungi; Ascomycota; Eurotiomycetes; Onygenales; Arthrodermataceae.